This is a messenger RNA of Vitis riparia (riverbank grape), 1348 nucleotides long. Its product is annotated as 1-aminocyclopropane-1-carboxylate oxidase homolog 1-like. Lineage: Eukaryota; Viridiplantae; Streptophyta; Magnoliopsida; Vitales; Vitaceae. The transcript has 3 exons. The record is from RefSeq and is a predicted model, not a curated record. The coding region runs from base 93 to 1226 and encodes 377 amino acids.
UUGUAUAUUUUACACUGCUGGGGAUGACAAAGAGUCUCUGAGGUCAUCUCUUCCGGCUUCCAAACUCGAGCAUCUCCUUCUCUUGAGUUUGAAUGGUCGCCAAGAAGAGACUCCAUACAAUGGAAGUUGCUGGAGAAUCUCUCAUUGAGAAUGGAGCAUAUUUUAAUAGAGCUAUAGAAGUGAAGAAGUUUGAUGAAACCAAAGCUGGAGUUAAAGGGCUUGUGGACUCUGGUGUGGAGAAGAUUCCCAGAUUCUUCAUCCACCCACCGGAGAACUUGCAGAGGUCUCUGUCUGAAACUGGUGGGACUAGUUUUCAGGUUCCAGUGAUAGAUUUCAGGGGCCUGGAUAUGGGUCAAAGAGCAGAGAUUGUGAGAGCAAUUCGCAAAGCUUCAGAGACAUGGGGCUUCUUCCAGAUGGUUAAUCAUGGAAUUCCAAUUACCAUCAUAGAAGAGGUGUUGGAAGGAGUGAGACGAUUCCAUGAGCAGCCGCAGGAGAUGAAGAUGGAGUGGUACUCACGGGACUCGAAGCAACCAGUGAAGUAUUACUGCAACGGGGACCUCCAUGUAUCAAAUGCUGCAAACUGGAGGGACUCCAUAUCCUGUGAGUUCCCGGAUGGAACUCUGGACCCCGAAGCUUUGCCUCGUGUAUGCAGAAAGGAGAUAACAGCGUACAUCAAAUGCAUGGCUGAACUGAAGGAGAUGAUGGGUCAAUUACUAUCUGAGGCUCUGGGGCUGAGCAGUGACCACCUUAAGCAGAUGGGAUGUACGGAGACUCAAACAUUGGUGUGCCACUAUUACCCAGGUUGUCCCCAGCCAGACUUGACUCUAGGUGCUACCAAGCAUUCAGACCCGAGUUUUAUAACUAUUCUUCUGCAAGACAACAUUGGUGGCCUACAGGUUCUUCAUCAGAAUCAGUGGGUGGAUGUACCACCUGUACAUGGAGCUCUGGUGGCAAACCUUGGGGAUUUCAUGCAGCUUAUCACCAAUGACAAGUUCAAGAGCGUGGAGCAUAGAGUACUGGCUAGACAGGUUGGACCGAGGAUAUCAGCUGCAUGUUUUUUCUAUCCGAGUACUAUCAAUACGUAUAAGCCUUAUGGGCCAAUAAAGGAGUUUCUAUCGGACAAUAAUCCGCCAAUCUACAGGGAAACUCAUGUCAAUGAAUAUUUAGCCUAUUACAGGUCCAAAGGAUUGGAUGGUACAUCAGCCCUUCCUCAUUUUAAGCUAUGAUGAAUGAAUGCUAGUAAUUUGUGUGGGGUUGAUUAUGGUGUGAAGUGCUUUCAAAUUAUGUCCAAUCUGUAUUAGUACGGCUGUUAAUUUACUCUAUUGUUAUGAUGGAUCAUGUUUCUGUA